GCCCGGGGGCUCCGCAUGCUGCAGCUGCCCCCGGGCGCCCCCGCCGCCGCCCUCGCCGCGGAGCCGCGCGGAGCGGAGCGGGCGAGCUAACCCGAGCCAGCCGGCGGGCGUCCCGGAGGCGGCGGCGCAGGGAGGGGCCCGACGGCGCACGUGGCCCCGGCGGCCGCCAUGGCGGACAGCGGGACCGCGGGGGGCGCGGCGUUGGCGGCCCCGGCGCCUGGGCCGGGCAGUGGCGGCCCAGGACCACGCGUCUACUUUCAGAGUCCCCCCGGGGCCGCAGGAGAAGGCCCGGGCGGCGCGGACGAUGAGGGCCCAGUGAGGCGCCAAGGGAAGGUCACCGUCAAGUAUGACCGCAAGGAGCUACGGAAGCGCCUCAACCUAGAGGAGUGGAUCCUGGAGCAGCUCACGCGCCUUUACGACUGCCAGGAAGAGGAGAUCCCAGAACUGGAGAUUGACGUGGAUGAGCUCCUGGACAUGGAGAGUGAUGAUGCCCGGGCUGCCAGGGUCAAGGAGCUGCUGGUUGACUGUUACAAACCCACAGAGGCCUUCAUCUCUGGCCUGCUGGACAAGAUCCGGGGCAUGCAGAAGCUGAGCACACCCCAGAAGAAAUGAGGGUCCCUGACCCAGGCGAACGGUGGCUCCCACAGGACAAUCGCUGCCCCCAACCUCAUAGCAACAGCAAUACCAGGGGACCCUGUGGCCAGGCCUGGUGCCAUGAGCAGGGCUCCUCGUGCCCCUGGCCCAGGGGUCUUUUCCCCUGCCCCCCUCAGUUUUCCACUUGGGGUUUUUUAUUGUUAUUAAACUGAUGGGACUUUUUGUGUUUUUAUAUUGACUCUGCGGCGCGGGCCCUUUAAUAAAGCUAGGAUACGCCUUUGGUGCA
Sapajus apella (tufted capuchin) is the source of this 880-nucleotide messenger RNA. It is a transcript of the gene PPP1R14B, whose product is annotated as protein phosphatase 1 regulatory inhibitor subunit 14B. Gene Ontology annotation, biological process: innate immune response; regulation of phosphorylation. Gene Ontology annotation, cellular component: cytoplasm. NCBI's taxonomy places the organism in Eukaryota, Metazoa, Chordata, Mammalia, Primates, Cebidae. Gene Ontology annotation, molecular function: protein serine/threonine phosphatase inhibitor activity. The record is from RefSeq and is a predicted model, not a curated record.